This is a messenger RNA of Hyla sarda, 2092 nucleotides long. RefSeq lists its product as uncharacterized. The record is from RefSeq and is a predicted model, not a curated record. Gene Ontology annotation, molecular function: glucuronokinase activity; ATP binding. Gene Ontology annotation, biological process: biosynthetic process. Lineage: Eukaryota; Metazoa; Chordata; Amphibia; Anura; Hylidae. The coding region runs from base 109 to 1962 and encodes 617 amino acids. The transcript is spliced from 23 exons.
GUUUACACCAGACAAGGGCUUGUGCUGAGGUGUCAUGGAGCAGGGGGUCGGUCACAUAAAGAAUCCCACACUGGGUGCCUGGGCAAUGUGAUCUGCAGAGCUGACACCAUGAUCUGUAUACUGCUGGUGGCCGGACAUGGCACCCUGCUGGAAAGCCACAUCAAGAAUGACCAGAGCGGGUUGUACAGUUUUUUGGAGGACGUUCCCAAGGCUCUGCUGCCUGGUGUCGGGGGGAAGAAGAUUCUGGACUUCUGGUGGAAAGCUGUAAACACGAGACAACUCUUCAGUGAAGUUUACCUGGUGACCAAUGCUGACAAAUAUAAACACUAUGAGCGCUGGGCGACGGCCAAUGACUUCCCCGUGAACAAUAUAAUUAAUGAUGGGACAACCACCUAUGACACCCGGCUUGGAGCAGUCGCUGAUUUGGAGCUCGCGAUAUCCAGCAAGAAGCUGAAUGAUGACAUCAUGGUGAUCGCCGCCGACAUGUUAUGUGCCGACCAGAACUUUGACAUGGCCCAAGUGCUUAAAUUUUUCAGGAUGAAGGGUGGUGAGCUGGCGAUUUAUUAUGAGAUGGAAGAAGGAGAAUGCCCGUCCUCACGGGGAAUAGUCGAAGUGAAUCCUGACAGUCACCGAAUUACACGUUUCUAUGAGAAGCCUGCACCGGGGGAGACCACCUCGAGGAUGGCCAGCGUGGUCUUCUACUGCUUCCAGAGACAGACGCUGCCGACCCUGGAAACCUUCCUCGGCAACUUCCUCAAGACAGAGGACCGGGUCCUGGGCAGAUAUAUGGAAUGGCUGAUAAACUGUGCCGCCAUCCCUGUGUACGGGAUGAAACUUCCCACCGGCUUCCAGCUUAUAGGACAAGUGGGAUUGCCGGAUUACACGAAAUGGCUCACUCACUACUCUGCGGUAAAGAGUCAGCCCCGGGUAAAGGCGAUCACCUGCAGAGCAUACGCCAGAAUCGGGAUUAUUGGAAACCCUUCGGACGGAUAUUAUGGGAAGACGAUUUCUAUGACGAUUUCCAAUUUUUGGGCGGAGGUCACCAUCUCCGAGAGCAAGAAACUGGUUUUGGUCCCUCAUCCCUUAAAUGACCCGACAGAGUUUGGGAGUUUGCUGGAUCUACAUUACAUCAGCAGGAAGGAGGGGUACCUGGGAGGACUAAGGCUUCUCCAAGCCACCUGUAAGAAGUUCUAUCAGUAUUGUUCUGAGAAGGGAAUCGCUCUGUCGAAACAGAAUUUUACCCUGAAGUAUAAUGUGAAUAUUCCAAGGCAAGUGGGAUUAGCUGGAAGCAGCGCCAUCGUAUCCGCGACUCUGAAAUGUCUCAUGAAGUUCUUCAAUCUGACGGAUGAUGAUCUCCCAAAGUCAGUGCGACCAAAUUUCAUUCUUGAUGUUGAAAAAGAAGAAUUAUUCAUUACAGCCGGACUGCAGGACCGCGUCGUUCAGGUCUAUGAGGGUCUCAUAUAUAUGGACUUCAGCAGAUCCGUCAUGGAGGAGCAGGGAUAUGGGAAGUAUGUUUGCAUGGACGCCAGCCUCGUGCCGCCCUUCUGGCUCGCCUAUCUGCGGGAUCCUAGUGACUCCGGGGUCAUUCACAAUAAUGUCCGACAACGUUGGUUGAAUGGUGACCCUGAGGUUAUAGAAGCCAUGUCGAUAUUUGCCGAACUGACAGAUAAAGCCAAGAUGGCGAUGGAGGAGAAGAACUGGGAUGAGCUGGCGGAAUUGAUGAACAGGAAUCUAUCACUGAGGAGAUCACUCUUCACUGACGCAUGUCUGGGUCCGGGAAACGUAAAGAUGAUAGAAAUCGCUCAACAGCACGGGUGCGCAGUGAAGUUACCGGGGAGCGGCGGCGCAGUCAUCGGUUUGUGCUUUGACCCCCAAAAAUUGGUUGAACUGAAGAAAUCCUAUCAGGAGGCCGGAUUUGUGUUUUGUCCAAUAGUUCCUUAUUGUCCAAGCUCCAGUCAGUAAAGGUUGCCAUGGCGCCAUGGCUGCCAUGGCGCCAGAUUUUAUUUUCGUAUGGUACUAGAACACAACCAUCAGAUUCUGAUUAUACUUUGUUAUUUUGUAAGUAAUUUUUUCAUAAAAUAAAGACAAUUAU